Sinocyclocheilus rhinocerous is the source of this 2202-nucleotide messenger RNA. RefSeq names its product death domain-associated protein 6-like. Lineage: Eukaryota; Metazoa; Chordata; Actinopteri; Cypriniformes; Cyprinidae. Gene Ontology annotation, molecular function: nuclear androgen receptor binding; transcription coactivator activity; transcription corepressor activity. The coding region runs from base 76 to 1869 and encodes 597 amino acids. The transcript has 10 exons. The record is from RefSeq and is a predicted model, not a curated record. Gene Ontology annotation, cellular component: nucleus; PML body. Gene Ontology annotation, biological process: negative regulation of DNA-templated transcription; regulation of apoptotic process; nucleosome assembly.
CAAUGCCGUCCCUUCAUCCUGCUGGUCCAGUUUGUGGAUCAUUGCUCCAAACACUCGCAAGAUCAUCCGGAGGUCAUGACCUACCUGCAGACCAGAUACUCCAAGGCGCUGCCGACCUUCCUGACAUCGGUGGAGUUCCGUAACACUCUGGGCCGCUGCCUCACACGAGCCCAGGCCAACGCUGGCAAAACCUUCGUCUUCAUUAACGAACUCUGCACCGUUCUUAAACAGCACACAGCUCGGAAAAGGAGCUCCAUACAGGCUGUGCCCUCCCAAACAAAACCUGAGCAAAAGAGCAAUGGGACAAAUGUAGCGGAGGAGGUGCAGGUUAAAGGAGAAGAGGAAAAGCAAGAGGGCGACGAGGAAACGAAGAAAACGAAAAGGGCUUCAAGGAGACAGAUAGCAUACCUGGAAAACUUGCUGAAGGUGUAUAAUGAGGAGAUCCGACGGCUUCAGGAGCGCGAGCUGAACGUGGAGGAUCUGGAGAAGGAGGACUCCAGUUAUAUUCAGGAGCACAAGCUCAAACGCAAGAUGAUGAAGAUCUAUGAGAAACUGUGUGAGCUGAAGGGCUGCAACAUGCUGACGGGGCGAGUGAUCGAGCAGAAGAUUGCCUACAGUGGAACACGAUACCCAGAGAUCAACAAAAAGAUUGAACGUUAUAUUAACAGUCCAGAAGCUCUUUAUAAUCUGCCGGACUACACGGAUAUCCUGAAGGUGGCUCAGCGCGCCAACGAACGCUACAGUCUCCAGCUCACCCGCAAACAGAUAACACAAAUCGCUCAAGAAGCCUUCAGAGAGACGGGCAACAAACUGCAGGAGAGACGCCAUCUUGACAUGGUCUACAACUUCGGCUCCCACCUCACAGAUUCCUACAAACCCACGUUAGACCCUGCACUCACUGAUCCAGCACUGCAUCGCAAGCUCCGCUCAAACAGAGACGUGGCUCUCAGCAGCCUGGAGGACGUGAUCACCAAAUACGCCAAUAAACAGGAAGACGUGGAGGUAGAGGAAGUGAGGAAGAAACAAGAAAGAGACAGACAGAAAAAGGAGGCACUUAAUGGGCAGCAGAGUGACAGCAAAGAAAAAGAGAGGGAGGAACAGGAAGAAAAAGAGGAGGAGGAAGAUGAAGAAGAGGAUGAUUCCUCUGAUCCUGACAUUGAAGAGGAGAUCCAAGCCAGUCAAGAGCAAGCUGGUCCAGAUGAUGAUGAAGAGGACGUUGAAGAGGAGCAGUUGAACACCAGUGACAAUGAUCAGCCGAUGGAUGAGAACUCUCCUCUGUCAAUCAAAUCAUCCGUGCAGGACACAGAGGAGGAUCAGGGCGAUGACGACCAGCGGUCUCCAGCCAGCAGCUCACAUGAGGAGGGACCUGUGGAAACGAGCACAAACGGCAGACCUGUGAAACAAAGCCCUUCAUCCACAGAGAGCGUCAGUCAGUCAGAGACCAUGGACCGGUUGCCUGUCAGCAAAACAGAACUGAUUUCUACUAAUCACAUUAAAUCUGUUUCUGAAAGCACGGCUAACUGCACUGAGACUCUCUCCACCGAUCAGGACUCGCCGUCAACCCCCAUGAGAUCAGCCAACUGCAGUCCUCUACCUCCAACAAGCCCUUUACUGAUCGACGAGAUGGGCAACUACAAGAAGAGGAAACGACCCUCGACUGGAAACCAAACGGCCACCUACAAUGGGAACUGCACACAUGACAGUGAUAUUCCUCUGGAUAUGGGUGUGAUCUGCUGCCCUGGGGAAGUAGACUUGACCAGGACGAUGGUCAGAAACGCACGAGCCACACCACCUCCUAAGAAAAAUAAGGUGAACGUGGCGACUCAGUGUGACCCAGAGGAAGUGAUCGUUCUGUCUGAUUCAGAUUGAGUUCUCAUCCUGCUCCAAUAGUGCCUGCCAAUGUGAACAGAGAACAAAAAAAACCUCUUUUUUUAUUUUGGACUGGUUCAAUCAGGUUUUGAACUUCCGCCACUGAGACGCAAUGCCACCGUUUACUUUUUAUACAAGGAAAAAUGGCAUGCCGUUAUUCAUUCAGGCUUUUUAGAGGUAUUUUGGUAAAUUGUAAAUGGGUCUUGCCUCUAAACAUUCUUACUACAAGGGUUUAUCUUGUAUUAUAUUUAUGGUUUUAGUUUGAGGGUUUGGAUGCAAUCCUCAUUUGUGCUUGGAGUCAUGACGGGAAGUGAGCUUUCUCUCCUCAACUCA